Dendrobium catenatum is the source of this 2053-nucleotide messenger RNA. Its product is annotated as DEAD-box ATP-dependent RNA helicase 10. The transcript has 14 exons. The coding region runs from base 488 to 1807 and encodes 439 amino acids. Gene Ontology annotation, molecular function: RNA helicase activity; nucleic acid binding; ATP binding. The record is from RefSeq and is a predicted model, not a curated record. Lineage: Eukaryota; Viridiplantae; Streptophyta; Magnoliopsida; Asparagales; Orchidaceae.
CCUUUCGCGCGCUUCAUCGGCUAAAUCCCGUUAAAUCCACCGAACCGAGGGAUUUAGUAAAUCCGGGAUUUAAGCCGUAAAUCCCUAAAUUCGGGAUUUAUGAAAUCCCGGGAUUUAAACGCGCGCACAAAAACCGUUUGGCUGGAUUUAGCGUAAAUCCGACUUAAAUCCCAACAUAAAUCCGAUACCAAACAGCCCCUUAAAUUUUAAAAAAAUAUGCUUAAUUUACGGCCCUAAUCAUGCUUAGUCGCCUCAAUAUAAUAACUUCGAGGCGUUAGGGUUUGCCUUUCAUCUUCUUUUUUACGUCGUUGCUGUUCGGCUUCGUUGCUUCGCUUGGAGGUGUAGAGAUUGCCCGCGGCGCUUCUUCGGCUUCUUCGUGUUCGACUUCGCUCCUUCGACGACUUUCCUUUCUGUCGGAUCGGAAGUUACGACAUUUUGAUCGGAAGCAAGAACGGGAGCUCGCUGGCUGUGAAGAAUAUAGCUAACGAUGGCAGAAGAUGGAGAUGAAAGGACCUUUAAGAGUUUGGGUGUGUGCGACCAGUUGGUCGAAGCUUGUGAGAGUUUGGGGUGGAAAACCCCAUCGAAGAUUCAGGUGGAGGCGAUUCCUCAUGCUCUUGAAGGAAGGGAUGUUAUUGGACUUGCACAAACAGGAUCAGGCAAGACUGGAGCUUUUGCCCUUCCAAUUAUCCAAGCUCUUCUUGAGAAGCCACAACCAUUCUUCGCUUGUAUAUUGUCUCCAACCAGGGAGCUGGCGAUUCAAAUUUCUCAGCAAUUUGAAGCGUUAGGAUCUAGCAUCGGUGUGAAAUGCUCGGUGCUUGUUGGAGGAGUUGACAUGAUGGCACAGGCCAUUUCUCUUGCAAAGCGUCCUCAUAUUAUAGUAGGGACUCCUGGGCGUUUAUUGGAUCAUCUGUCUAAUACGAAAGGUUUUAGCCUCCGCAUGUUGAAGUACUUGGUUUUAGAUGAGGCUGAUAGGUUGCUGAACAUGGACUUUGAGAAGGCUAUCGAUGACAUUCUUAAGGCUAUUCCCAGAGAACGUAGGACAUACCUGUUUUCAGCAACUAUGACAAAAAAGGUUGGAAAACUGCAAAGAGCCUGCCUUAAGAAUCCUGUGAAGAUUGAGGCAUCCUCCAAGUAUUCCACAGUUGAUACUCUGAAGCAGCAAUUUCGAUUGGUCCCUGCCAAGUACAAGGACUGCUAUCUUGUUUACAUUCUGACCGAGAUGUCCGGAAGCACAUCCAUGGUCUUCACUCGUACUUGUGAUUCUACAAGACUCCUGGCAUUGCUACUUCGGAACCUUGGUCUAAAGGCAAUACCCAUUAGUGGUCAAAUGAGCCAGACAAAGCGACUGGGAGCAUUGAACAAAUUCAAGGCUGGAGAUUGUAACAUUCUUUUAUGCACUGAUGUUGCUAGCAGGGGACUUGACAUACCAUCAGUUGAUUUGGUCAUUAAUUAUGACAUUCCCAGCAAUUCUAAGGAUUACAUCCAUCGAGUAGGCAGAACUGCUCGUGCUGGACGGUCUGGUUUAGCGAUCUCAUUAGUAAACCAGUACGAAGUGGAAUGGUACAUUCAGAUAGAACAGCUUAUUGGAAAAAAGUUGCCAGAGUUUCCAGCGGAGGAGGCUGAAGUUUUACUAUUCUUGGAGAGAGUUUCAGAUGCAAAAAGAAUAUCUCAAAUGAAAAUAAAAGAGAGUGCAGGGAACAAGAGACGGAGGAAGGUUGGGGAUGAUGAUGAUGAAGAAGAAGAAGAUGCUGAAAGAUAUGCUGUUAACGUCAAGAGUGGAAAGACCUCCAAGAAAGGGAGAAGGUAGCUUUGGAGGAUCUUUGCACCUGAGAUGUUACAGUUCUUUCCUAUUGUAUUUUUUGGCUCUCUUUAUUGUAAACGUAACACAAAUUUUGGUCGAGUUAUGUUGGAUUUGGUGUACAGAUUCUUGUAAUUGUAAAAUGUUAGUCGGCAAUUUAACAAAAAAUGAGAUUGAGUAACUUAGAAAUUUAAAAUUGUAAUUUUUGGUUUAAAUGUAUUAAAAGAGCUUUAUAGAUGAUUGGCUUCUUUUUAA